AUGGCUCGUAGGCCAAUGUUGGGCCUUGCCUUUGUCCUCUUGGUUGGUGGAGCUGUGAAGGCUCUUUGCCCUGCUUUCGUGACGGCUCCCGCCCGUGUGGCGCAGCAGCCACCAGCCAGAGAUGUGGCAACCGCCCAGGCCGAGGAGCUGCAGCUGGCACUUCCGAGGCAGAUGACUGUAGAGCUGAAGCCUGCCGUGGAGAAAGCGGCGCUCUCUGCUGCUUUCGCCCUGAUGGCAGAGCCGGCUUGGGCAGUCGACGGCAGCUACGACAUCAGGGAAGAGCAAGCAAAGAACUUCAUGAUCUUCUUUUCCGUGGGAAGCUUUUUCCUGGCAGCCGGGCAAGGCUCUGACCGGGGCAACCGCAGUACGGCAGUGCAGACUUCCGGCGAGGUUUUCCCGCUCGACAGGGAAGAUGGUGUGCCCAUGUCCACACCCUCCGCCAGUGGACAAGACAAUGUCCGGAUGGCAAGGUAUGACAAGCUGGAAGACGGCCUCCGUAAGAAUUGGGCCUCAUUGCACGACGCGGAUGCUAACCUCAAAGGGACGCGAUCUUCUGCAUCCGGGGAGGUGGCCUCCAUGGAGGCCAUGCAGCAACUGCAGGCACAGGAGGCACGUGAUGCGGCAGAGCUGGAAGAGGCACAGCAAUCACAAGUUCGUGAAUGGGUAGCUCGCACGGUGGACAAGUCCUCGGAAAACGAUCAGUAUGCCAAAGAAGCCCUGACGUCAAGAGAGGAGCCAGCAGAUUCAGCGUCGAAGCAGCAAAAAGAGGUUAGGUCGGCGACACGGUGCUGGAGAACAGAAGUGAGACACCACAAGAAGGACCCCUGCAGCCCAAUCACACUCAAGCAGCAGGCGGAGCAGCGGUGGAAGUGCCUCUUCGGGGACGCCGGUGUGGCCUAUGCCCCUCCUGGGACUGGCUGGGCUGCCUACUCCGGAUGGAAGAGGGACCGCUUCUCUGUCUUCAGCCAGAGCUCUAGCUACUUGGGUCUAAAGCGAGGGGACGUUUUCGAACUCGCGCUUCGGGCACAAAAUGUCGGCACUGUCAGCUCCAUCACUCUGCCAGAAGAGCUGUCGAAGAGGCUUACACGAAUGAAGAGCCUCCCACCGGUCGGGGUGCCUCUGUGA
Symbiodinium sp. CCMP2592 is the source of this 1125-nucleotide messenger RNA. Lineage: Eukaryota; Dinophyceae; Suessiales; Symbiodiniaceae. The record is from the annotation of a GenBank genome assembly.